Molecule: messenger RNA, 1437 nt
Organism: Microdochium trichocladiopsis
Lineage: Eukaryota; Fungi; Ascomycota; Sordariomycetes; Xylariales; Microdochiaceae
Exons: 4
Coding region: 168-1004 (278 amino acids)
Biological process (GO): chromatin organization; negative regulation of transcription by RNA polymerase II
Cellular component (GO): pericentric heterochromatin
Molecular function (GO): chromatin binding
Source: RefSeq, a predicted model, not a curated record
UGUUGUUGUCUUGCCGCAUUGUAGCAAAGGUCGCACCGGACUCGCCUCUGCUACACACACGCGCUGCAUUAUCUUUACCAGGACUCGCGUAUACCGUCAACGCCGUCUUCACUCCCAAGAAGCAGACCCUAGGGGUCCCUUCCGCCCACGCCGCCACACUCGCCCAGAUGAAUGCGAUACUGGACACGGACACGCGCAAGCGCAAGCCCGAUCUCUACGACGACAUCCCCGGCGUAGAAGGUUCGACCCAGGUCGCCCAUGGCGACGACGCGGCGCAAACAACCCCGACCACGAACAAGGCGCGCAAGAUCAAUCCGGGCAUGUAUGCGCCCGGGACCGUACCGCAUAGCGUUGAGAGAAUUAAGCGUCGCAGCGCCCGACUCUCGAGCGAUGGCGUAAAGGCAACUGAUUCCUACGUAGAUCCAGAGGCGAACCUAGAGCAUGCGCGCAUGCCCGAUGCUGCGCGCCUACAGCCAGACAACCCACAGCCGACCCAAGCAGAGAUACAACCAGAGACGUCAACAGCGCCCGGGGAGGCCAAGGCCGAAGAGGUCAUGCAAGAGGAGAACGGCGAUGUGACAGAGGUCCACGCAUUACUCGACCACAAGAUGCUGGAGGACAAGAGCGUAGAUCUGCUGGUCCACUGGCAGGGCGAGUCGCCAGAGUCAGCCACGUGGGAACCCGAGACGGAGGUACAGGAGGGCGCAAGCGAGCUCCUCUUCAGCUAUUGGGAAAAGGCUGGAGGCAGGGACCGCGUCCUGUUCAAGAUCGAGUCGGAAGUGUACCACGUGUUCCGUAUCCUCAACCACGAGAAGAAGCCCCAGGGCAGCUUCAUGCUGGAGGUCCAGUGGGUGGGCUACUCGGCCACGAAAGGCAACACGAGCUGGGAGACCGAGGUCAAGUUGAAGAAGAUUGCGCCCGAGCUACUGGACGCGUACUGGGAGAGCAUCGGUGGUCGAAACGACUUUUUGUCCAAGCGAGGGCGUACCAAGAAAAAUGCGUAACGGGGUGGUUGUUUGCUUGGAUGCUGCAUCAGAUCUGCUUCUAUACUAAAUAGCCAGUUUGGGCUGUCAUGCCGUUUCUGUUACACGUUCAAAGCCCAAUCGAGUCUUACAUGGUCGAAAGCGCUCGAGCCAGCAAUCUCGGGUUGCAAGCACCUUUCGGCGUCGUGUCUGCUCCACGACAAACUACACUGAUCGUGUACAGGUGGAUGCAAUGGCGAGUGAAAGCGAGCCUGUCAGCAUUUGAUUAUCCCGCGCAGAGCUGCUAUCCGGCCCGGCCCUGCAGAUCUAGCUAUCCUGCCUGUAUUUGCACGAGCAUGGUCAAAGGCAACCUGAUAGCAAGCACAAUGUUAUCAAACAGCUUCCAACGAUUCACUUUAAUCCCUGCUUUUGCCUAUCGUCAAGCUGCUGUCGGGAUGAGCGCGAAAGGUAGCCG